Molecule: messenger RNA, 822 nt
Organism: Sardina pilchardus (European sardine)
Lineage: Eukaryota; Metazoa; Chordata; Actinopteri; Clupeiformes; Clupeidae
Product: perlwapin-like
Exons: 6
Coding region: 40-822 (260 amino acids)
Cellular component (GO): extracellular region
Molecular function (GO): serine-type endopeptidase inhibitor activity
Source: RefSeq, a predicted model, not a curated record
AAUUCGGUCCUGUGAUUGUAAAGCACAAGGGCUGGAGAGAUGAGACAGCUAGCGCUUUGUGUGUGUCCCUUUGUUAUGAUGAUAAUAUGGAUUGAAUUUACAGAGGCUGCUACUACAAACCAGAUUUCAAAAGCUAAACCAGGCGUGUGCCCGCGGAGCAGUGGAGUAGGGAUGUGCGCUGAGUUUUGCGCAAACGACAGUGACUGCCCCAGUAACGAGAAAUGCUGCCACAACGGAUGUGGGCAUGAGUGUACCCCACCUUACCCAGCUAAAGCAGGCGUGUGCCCGCGGAGCAGUGGAGUAGGGAUGUGCGCUGAGUUAUGCGCAAACGACAGUGACUGCCCCUGUAACGAGAAAUGCUGCCACAAUGGAUGUGGGCAUCAGUGUAUCCCACCUUCUAAACCAGGCGUGUGCCCGCGGAGCCAUGGAGUAGGGGUAGGCCUAUGCGCUGAGUUUUGCUCAAACGACAGUGACUGCCCCGGUAACGAGAAAUGCUGCUCCAACGGAUGUGGGCAUUCGUGUAUCCCACCUUACCCAGUUGCAGCUAAACCAGGCGUGUGCCCGCGGAACAGUGGAGUAGGGAUAUGCGUGUAUGCUGAGUUUUGCGCAAACGACUUUGACUGCCCACGUAACGAGAAAUGCUGCUCCAACGGAUGUGGGCGUCGGUGUAUCCCACCUUACCCAGCUAAACCAGGCGUGUGCCCGCGGACGCGGAGCAGUGGAGUAGGGAUCUGCACUGAGUCAUGCGCAAACGACAGUGACUGCCCCAGUAACGAGAAAUGCUGCUCCAACGGAUGUGGGCAUCAGUGUAUCCCACCUUAG